AUGUCUCAAGAUUCAAGCUAUUAUGCCCCACCACCCAUGACAGCUCCGGCGCAUAUAACCUCAUUUUCACAAUCGCUUGCGGCUCCCUACUAUCCACCACCGCCAAAGCAGCCUUCAAAUGGAGUAUAUACCCCAGCCACUCCACCAGCAGAGAGCCCCCAACCCCAUCGACAAACCCCAAGUAGGGAAUAUGCAGCCCCUCCGACGUCGGCGAGCCCGCCCCAGGACCCAAUCGCCUACAACCAAGCCGCUUUCAAUUACAAUAACACUAUUGGAAGGCAGCCAGUGAGUCCGCCUCAGCAAGAUCCAAUCGCCUACAACCAAGCAGCCUUCAAUUACAAUAACACUAUUGGAAGGCAGCCAGUGAGUCCACCUCAGCAAGAUCCAAUCGCCUACAAUCAAGCGGCUUUCGAACAAAAUCAUGCCAUUGCAAUGCAAACAGUGUCUGGAGGAACCCCAGAACAUGCUUCAGAACAUGGAGAACUCACUGGGACAGGUGGAAUGAACCAAGAUGAUACUGGAGUCUUCAAUGGUGGAAGUUACAGGAUCAGCCACCGAGAUAGCAACUCUGUCUUGACCGUACAGCUGGCAAUGGGCUGUCCUUUGAAUAUCAGACCUGGUGCCAUGAUUGGAAUGUCUACAACGAUCACAUUGAGGGGAACUAUCUCGUUCUCAUGGAAGAAACUCCUCAUUGGGGGCAGCAUGACUAUGUCCCACUACACCGGUCCUGGUGAGCUCCUGCUGGCACCUUCCAUGCUGGGAGAUAUUAUAGCCCUCCACGUAGACGAACCAAAGGAAUGGAAAAUCGGACGCGACGCCUUGCUUGGAUAUACCGCUGGUAUCGGGCAUAAGCACCAGUCCCAAGGUCUAUCCAAGGGUAUGUUCUCCGGUGAGGGAUUCUUCAUCUACAAGAUCACAGGAAGUGGGAUCCUUUGGAUGCAAAGUUUUGGUGCAAUCAUCCGGAAAGAUCUUGAUGAAGGCAUGAGCUACUUCGUCGACAAUGGCCACCUUGUGGCUUGGGACUGCAAGUACAAGAUGGAACGUGUGGCCUCUGGCGGUAUCGUCUCCGGCGUUACCUCUGGCGAGGGUCUUGCUUGCAGGUUUACGGGGCCUGGAACUGUCUACCUACAGACCAGAAACCUGAAUGCCUUUUCUGCCCAGAUGAAGUUGAGUGCUGCGAAGGGUGGUUAA
This is a messenger RNA of Penicillium roqueforti, 1191 nucleotides long. Its product is annotated as AIM24 family protein. Bases 1 to 1191 code for a protein of 396 amino acids. The transcript has 5 exons. Lineage: Eukaryota; Fungi; Ascomycota; Eurotiomycetes; Eurotiales; Aspergillaceae. The record is from RefSeq and is a predicted model, not a curated record.